Candoia aspera is the source of this 2576-nucleotide messenger RNA. It is a transcript of the gene BMP3, whose product is annotated as bone morphogenetic protein 3. Lineage: Eukaryota; Metazoa; Chordata; Lepidosauria; Squamata; Candoiidae. The coding region runs from base 46 to 1491 and encodes 481 amino acids. The record is from RefSeq and is a predicted model, not a curated record. The transcript is spliced from 3 exons. Gene Ontology annotation, molecular function: growth factor activity; cytokine activity. Gene Ontology annotation, cellular component: extracellular region.
GGUGGCUGCCUAGCGGGUCCCCUCCGGCACCCCGAGGCGGGCGGCAUGGCGGGCUCUCCGCGCGCGCUGCUCUGGUGCUGCCUCUGGCUUAGCUGCAGCCUGCUGGCGGAGGGGUCCGGGGAGCGCUCGGGCGGGCUCGGCCAAGGGAGCUUGGCGGGAGGACGGGGCGGCUGCGGCGGGCGCAGGAGCCGGGCAGCGGCGGCGGCGGCCGGGACGGUUGAGCAGCCCGCCCCACCGGUGGUCCCCGCCGGCGACAAGGUAUCGGAACACAUGCUGCGCCUCUAUGUCCGCUACAGCGGCCAGGCCCGGGACUCGGCGCCCGGAACGUCGCGGCUGCUUCACCUGCGGGAAGGCAACACGGUGCGCAGCUUCCGAGCGCUGCCGGCAGGGAUGCUUGGCAACAAAGAGGUGUAUGUUUUUAAUCUAACCUCCCUCACGAAGUCUGAAAACAUCUUGUCGGCUCUGUUGCAUUACUAUGUUGGAGAUCUCCAGAACAGCAGCACAAAUUGCCCUUGGCCCAAGAGCUGUUCUCGUCUGGGCCCCCGAAAAUCUGACCUACAGAUUAGGCUUUUGCUGCUGAGUUCUCCAUCACCAGCAAACCAAUCACGAACCCUGGGGCGUUACUUAGUCAACAUCUCUACUGCUUUGCAGGAUGACCAUUUCUGGCAAUGCAAAAACAUUACUCAGGACUUGAGCCAAGCCAAGGAGCACAACCAGCUGAUGAUCGGAGUCCAAAUGGCCUCUGCUGGCCAACCUCCAUGGAAGAGCCCACGUCUCAGCUACGAACCAUACAUCCUCGUCUAUGCCAACGACUCCGCCAUUUCUGAGCCAGAGAGUGUGGUUUCCAGCUUGCAAGGCCACUGGAGCCCUCUGCCUGGGGGUUUCCCCAAAUUGGACAGCCGGUCAAUAAAUGACCUCAGUGGACAGCGGCCCAAACGUUCCACCAGCUUUCUUCUGCCCUUGCAGAACAACGAGCUUCCAGGAGCUGAGUAUCAGUAUAGUGAGGAUGAAGGAUGGGAGGAGAGGAAGCACCUCAAAACCUUGCAGCCACGGCUGGCCGAAAGGGCAAAGGGUAAGAAAAAGCCGAGAAAAAACAAUCCUCAGAAAAGCCAGACGCUCCAGUUUGAUGAGCAGACCCUAAAAAAGGCGAGGAGGAAGCAAUGGAAUGAACCAAGAUCAUGCUCAAGGCGCUACCUCAAAGUGGAUUUUGCAGAUAUAGGCUGGAGCGAAUGGAUUAUUUCUCCUAAAUCUUUUGAUGCCUAUUAUUGUUCAGGUGAAUGCCAGUUCCCUAUUCCAAAGGCCCUGAAGCCAUCAAACCAUGCCACCAUUCAGAGCAUAGUGAGAGCUGUAGGGGUGGUCUCUGGGAUCCCUGAACCUUGCUGUGUCCCAGACAAGAUGUCAUCUCUCAGUAUCUUAUUCUUCGACGAAAACAAAAAUGUGGUACUCAAAGUCUAUCCAAAUAUGACAGUGGAAUCCUGUGCCUGCAGAUAACAUAUUCCUGCUUUCUGCAGUGACUUUGUUGCUUCACAAAGCUCUCCUCUUUCCAUUUACCAAAGCAUUUUGUUCUCCAGUUUUAUGAAGCAAGAUGAAUGGAUAAAUAAGCAAGAGCUGGGAAGGAACACGCCAUAGGUUUCCUGACUGUAAUUUUCUUACUGUGAGCAUAGGACAGGAACUGUUGAAAGCUCAUCACAGUGACAACCACUGUGUGGGGAGGCCUGAGUGGUGGUGGGAGGAUAGGAGAUGAAAACUGGAAAGAACUGAUUAGGAUCUGAAGAUUAGCAGGAAAACACAAUAUAUUUUUAUGCUGUAUUUGAAGACAAUUCACUCAAGCUGCUCGUUUUCCAAUCCACUCUUCCAGAAUUUAAUGGUGAAGGAGAUUUAAUAUACACAUUAUGCUUUUGAAACUAAGCUCUCUACCUUAGGUUAUCAGAAGACUCAAAAUAUGCAGUAACCUAGUAAGAGCCCACAUUCCCUUAUUACAGAGAUUCAAAUAGCCUAAAAAAAUCUAACCAGUUGGUUUUUCUGGCAUAACAUGUUAGUUGUGUUCUCUCUGUAUGUUUAUGUCCCUCUUCUUACACAAGCAAGGACUUUCAUUCAUAAAAUAAUGGGGACUUUUUAUCUGCAAACAGAAAUACAUUUCUGUUGCAUAUUUAGUAAGGAUCAAGACAUCUUGCACCUGUGUUAGCAAUAAAUCUGUGAACCAUGAUCUCUUAUCUCAGUACAGAACUCCAGAAAGAAGUGAUAAAGGGGGCAUGGUGCCAGAGAAGAAGGUAGAUUUUAAUUUGCCAGUCAAUUACUGUAGGCAACAGCUGUAAUAACCAUUUCACAAUAGGCACUACGUAGCACUGUGCUACAUUUUUAGGAUGUUCAUGGGUUGGGAAUCAAGAUGGCAGCCAUGACCACAGGAUUGAAGUUGCCAUUUUGACUUUUUUUUACCCACCCCCUACAGAGGGCCUGAUAUAAUUAUCUACUCAAAAGUCCCAGUAGGAGUAAUUUCCAGGAUAUUGGGUUUAAAAUUGCAGCCUAUCCAGGUGGUGAAGUGAAGCCAAGGAUUAAAGAAAAUAUAACAAAUGUAU